UUAGAAUUAUGACACACGCAGACAUGACCACAAUAACGAGGUAAGGUGAUCCACAUGGGAGGGGGCCGGCGUGCCGGCAGACAGCUGAUCGGUGCCGCCGCUUUGCCCGUAUUGCAGGCCAUCGUCUUGAUGCGCCCAGUCCUGGGCCCACCAUCUCCGCUCGCUGCGAAGUACGACCGGCGGCUGAUCGAGGUGAGGAGGCCAUGCGUACAGCCGGCACGCGGCUGCUAUGCUCUCACCGCAGUUCCGUGUGGAUGUGUUGGUAUUUGUAAUUGUGUGUGUUUUGGUACAUCAGAUUGUAUGUUAGCAUAUCAGAUUGUUUGUAGUGGUACAUCAGAAUGUGUUGGUACACCAAAUGGUACAUGUUAGGACAUCAGAAGUUAUCAUCACAUCUAUCAAUACUCUCAACACCAUCAUCCUCACCAUUGGCAUCAACUUCAUUACCACCAGCACCACCACUCACAUCAUAAUCACCUUCAUUACCAUAAUUGUUUGUUACCAACAGGAAGAAGCUGAUUUGCCAGAGCCGCCCACAUCCAUGUCCAUGAUGGUGCCCAAAGUCAUGGCACCCUCUUCUCAGCCUCCGACUGCACAGCCUCCCAAAGCUCAGCCUCUCAUCGCUGUGCCACCCACCGCUGUGCCACCCACAACUCUGCCAUCCAAGGAUCGGCUUGCCACUGCUCAGCUUCUCAAAGUUGUGCCACCCACACCUCUGCCACCCACGCCUAUGCCUCCCACAGCUGAGCGACCCACAGCUCUGCCACCCACGGCUCGACCUCGGAAGGUUCAGCCUAGCGAAGAUCGGCCUCCCAUGGCUCUGCCACGCACACCUCUGCCACCCACAGCUCAGCCUCCCACCACUCUGCCACCCACUGCUCAGCCUCCCACCACUCUGCCACCCAAGGCUCAGCCUCCCACCACUCUGCCACCUACAGCUCAGCCUCCCACAACUCGACCACCCACACCUCUGCCACCAAAGGCUCAGCCUCCCACCGUUCUGCCACUCACACCUCUGCCACCAAAGGCUCAGCCUCCCACCACUCUGCCAACCACACCUCUGCCACCCAAGGCUCAGCCUCCCACAGCUAUGCCACCCACCCCUCUGCCGCCCACCUCAGCCGACAUUCAAGGCCUCAUCACGAACUUUCUCAAGGAGUACUACGGUCUUUAUGAUACCGCAGACCGCGAGGGUCUGCUCAAGAAGUAUCAUAAGGAUGCCCUCAUCACCAUCUACACCCCCUCAGAGUGAGCUGACAAACCCACACACACUCACAAACUGGCCAGCAAGGCUGUCACAUGAAAGGAUGCAUUGGUAUUUGCCACAGACCGCUCUCGGGAGACCGUGUUACAUUGUUUAUCAUAGGUACAGGCGGUUAUAAGCAUCAAUGACAACUUCUAUAGCGUCAUCAAAAGAGCAGGCCAUUUAAAGUGCGCUGAAACGUGUGGAGGUUUUUUUUCACAUAGCCGCAAGCAGCCAAUCAGAAGCUUGCUUUAAAUCCUUCGAAAUGAAAUAUGGCUUCCAAAACUGGAAUUAAAUCGUCAGUUUCCGCAACGAUACCAGAAGAAAGAAAUGCUUUGCGAAAGCACGGAAAUUAAAGCACACUUGUGGAUGUGAGUGUAGCCACUCCGUUUCCUAACACUCCGGAUCUCGUUUCUACCUCCAGGAGCAGCC
Petromyzon marinus (sea lamprey) is the source of this 1672-nucleotide messenger RNA. The record is from RefSeq and is a predicted model, not a curated record. Lineage: Eukaryota; Metazoa; Chordata; Hyperoartia; Petromyzontiformes; Petromyzontidae.